Molecule: messenger RNA, 941 nt
Organism: Ceratitis capitata (Mediterranean fruit fly)
Lineage: Eukaryota; Metazoa; Arthropoda; Insecta; Diptera; Tephritidae
Product: attacin-A
Exons: 2
Coding region: 199-837 (212 amino acids)
Biological process (GO): defense response to bacterium
Cellular component (GO): extracellular region
Source: RefSeq, a predicted model, not a curated record
GAUACACAGCGAUGUGCGAUGGGAUUCCCUCAGCGCCAGCGGCAAGUGAGUACAAUUGCAGAUAAGCGCCGUUGAACCUCGAAGUGAGCUUCGCAUAUAAAAGCAACUUAACCGCUUGAGUUGAGAACACAUUCUAUCCAAAACGCAAUUAGCAAACAGCAAGCCAGCACCGCUUCAACAUCCACAGACACAGACAAAAUGAAAUUCGUUGCAACUCUCAUAGUCGCAGUGACGCUUUUCAGCGGUGCACUCAUCGAAGCGUUUCCUCAAUCACUGGGUGGCUCUUUGAGUAGCAAUCCCAAUGGCGGUGCUGAUGCCAGACUCGAGCUGGCCAAGGGUAUUGGUACACCCGAUCACAAUGUAAUUGGCAAAGUGUUCGCAGCGGGCAAUACAAAUGGUGGACCUGUAGCGACCGGUGGCGCAUUGGCUUACAAUAACCACGGCUUGGGCGCCGCCAUCUCGAAGACGCACAUACCCGGUGUACGCGACACCUUCAGCCAGAGCGUCAAUGCCAAUCUCUUCAACAAUGGAGUGCACAGUGUGGACGCGAAUGCUUUUGCAUCACAAAACAAGUUGGCUAACGGUUUCAAAUUCGAACGUAAUGGCGCUGGUUUGGAGUACUCGCACAUCAAUGGUCAUGGCGCCAGUUUGACACACAGCAAUAUUCCGAAUUUCGGCAGGCAAUUGGAGCUGGGCGGUAAAGCUAACUUGUGGUCAUCACAAGAUCGUAACACACGCUUGGAUCUCACUGGCAGCGGCUCGAAGUGGUUGAGUGGUCCGUUGAGGGGACAGAAGGACUUCAGUGCGGGCUUGGGUUUGACACAUAUGUUCGGUUAAGAGGCGGGUAGAGGGGUUGUAAAUAUAUAGACAUUGAAAAAAUGUAAUAAAAUAUUAUUUAUUAAAAUUUAGCACUACUAUGUCGAUAAAAUAUAUAAAAUUAA